This is a messenger RNA of Prunus armeniaca (apricot), 378 nucleotides long. The record is from the annotation of a GenBank genome assembly. NCBI's taxonomy places the organism in Eukaryota, Viridiplantae, Streptophyta, Magnoliopsida, Rosales, Rosaceae.
AUGAACCAAUCAAACACGUUUCCAAACAUUCCUGAUCUGGUUCAUGAAAAUUUCUUAAAUCGAACAAUAAGAAAAAACUCAGGUGCAUUGAAGGACAUCUCAAAAUCUGCUCAGUUUUCGUUUCACCAAUACCGAGACGAUAAAGCUCCCCUUGUCUCUAUUCGGAUUCAGAGCGUUGGCAUUGCUUGCUUGGUGAUCCGUGGAAGUCCGUUGUUAUUUGGAACUUGGAUCGAAGUUGAGCUGUUGGGUAUCUGUGGGGUCUCCCCUCGCUUCUCCCUCUCUCCCAUUAAGGGGAGGAGCUUCAAUUUCACAUUGCGUUGUGUGGAAUGUGAAUACAUUGGAAACCCACCAUCAAUUUUGGGAUUAGAGGGAUUCUAG